Messenger RNA from Cylindrotheca closterium, 1044 nucleotides. The record is from the annotation of a GenBank genome assembly. NCBI's taxonomy places the organism in Eukaryota, Bacillariophyta, Bacillariophyceae, Bacillariales, Bacillariaceae.
AUGAUUAUAGAAAUAGAAGAUUCAGAAGCUUCAAGAGCUUCCGAUACCGUUGAAGAUCUUCCGACAUACGACAAUGAAGACCCCCGAGCAGCCUUUUCGGGACUCUCAUCAGACAGAAUACUGGCCCUUACUGCCACUGGACUCUCCCAGGGUUCAUCAAUGAUGGCGUCAGAGUCUACAUUGCCAUCGAUAGACCAUGAGAAAGACAAGGAGCACAUAUCCAAGCUGGAUGAUAAUUCUGGUUCCAUGCAGGUGACGAAAUUGAACCCGCCACAACGGCCGUCAACAGAACCGAUACAAGAUCAACAGCAAAAUGGACCAAAAGUUUCCUUAUCGGCUGCACAGAUUUUGGCCUUGUCCGGCGACAUGGCAGCAUCUAGGAGUGCCAAGAAGUCCAAUCCUAGAAAUUCCAAAGUUGCUGUUCCUAACAGCAGUGACACGUUUGCUACCCCAAAACCAGUGUAUCCACAACCCAAUGAUGAUGCUGUGGCCCGAAACGAUGCGCAAGAAGAUCGUGGACCAACGAACGCUUCCAGUAUGAGGUCACCUGGAGCCUAUCAAGUGGAAGGGACGCAAAGCACUCUAUCUCAGAAUUUGGGACCAGCGCCACCUUCACCUACGUUGCCCUCAGGAAGACAUAGCAAGGGAGAACAAUCCGUCGUCAUGGCAUCAGCCAUUGACAAGGAAGCGCUGAAGGAAGAAUUGCGGCAAGAGCUACUUGCCGAACAAACAGCUGCCCAUGUAGUCAUGGCCGUACCGGCAGGAACGGAUGAUGAAAAUCGAGAUUCUGGCGAUGAUGAAAAACACCAAACUCGAUCGCCUAGAACAUCAUUCAGGACCAAUCGCAGAUGGUGGAUAUUGUUGUUAAUGGUGUUCUUGUUGGUGGGAGGUGCAGUCGCAGUUGCCAUCAUUGUGACGAACAACAAUAGCAGUAGCACUUCCAUAGCAACAGAUAAGGACGAUGAAAAACCACCUAGAAAUUCAGGAUCUGGAGGCGAUGGAGGUGGCAGUGGAAAAGGCGGUGGAAAAGAUGGAGGCGACUAG